AUGAAUCCUAACCCCCCCUUUUUUUCUGCCCGUCCACCGUUAUCUUUUCCCACUGUCGAUCGCCUCUUCUCUCCCUCCCUCCCUCUCCAACGUUCGCCCAAAACUCAGUUCAGCAACAAUCGCGCCGUCUUAUCGCCGUACGUCGCCGCCAACUUCAAGCCGCUUCUGGUUCGCCUAGCCAAUCCAACUGCCCACUUGGCAGAAGCAAGAAUCAACUUGCAACUCCAAAGCCCUCAAACAACUGGGAAGCGUCACAGCAUCGCAGCGCCUUCAGUUCUCUCUCUCUCUCUCUCUCUCUCUCUCUCUUCCUCUCUUGUAUAUUCGCAUUCGCAUUCGCAUUCAACCUCGAUCCGUCCAUCCACCGGCCACCCUUGGAGACUCUCUUCCGUUGCUCCGACGAGCCGCAACCCCUCGACCCAGAAUUGCACGCCAGACGAUGCUGCCGUGAGACCUCUCGCCUCGACCAGCGCUGUGACUCGCAGUCUCGAGGCCUUCCUCUCCAUCGACUCUCCCUCUCCGCCUUCGACAGAGCAGUUUCCGCCCGUCUCCCCGUCGAAGCGCCCGCCUCUCCUCCGAUCCGCCCAUCAUGGACGGCCAGUCGCAGCCGCAGCCGAAGCCGGCGCUUUACACUCAUCUGUCUCAAUUGUCGUCGCUUCCCUUGCGGACUGCCCACAGCACGCCAACGGCUUCUCCUGGCCUCUUCAGUCCCGUCGCCAGGCACCCUCAUAUGCCCACCCAGUCCUUCUCCGAGAGCAACACGCCCGCCCCUUUGUUCGACAGCCCCUACUUGCACCCGCUGCAGACCCACCGAGUCAGAGAGCUCUCAUCGAUUCCGACACUGCCACCGGCCGCAAGUCCAUCAAUCAAUAUGAUAUCAUCGAGGAGAUUGGCCGUGGCAUGCACGGCAAGGUCAAGCUGGCCCGCAACCUCGAGACCGGCGAAAACGUAGCCAUCAAAAUCAUUCCGCGCUUCUCCAAGAAACGACGACUCGGCAAGGUCACCGCCAUGUCCCCCCAGGAUAAGACCAAAAAGGAAAUCGCCAUUCUCAAGAAGAUCAGACACCCCAACGUUGUCGCCUUGCUCGAGGUCAUUGACGAUCCCGAGCUGAAAAAGAUUUACAUGGUUCUGGAACACGUUGAGCUGGGCGAGAUUGUCUGGCGUAAAAAGGGACUACCCCACAUCUGCUCGUACGAACGGAGACGGUCCGAGCGCGAGAUGAACGGAGAGCCGGCUACCGCCGAUGACAUGCGGUGGGAUCGGAUGCUCGAGCGCCGACAGAUCAUCAAGGAACUCAAGAGGGCCAAGAUGGCCCAAAACAACCACGGCCCCGAGUACUGGAGCAUGGAACACGGCGCCGCCGACGACGCGAGCACCGUAAGCCCUUGGUCCCGUAUCUCCUCCAGGGAAGACUUUGCUGCCACCGACGGUUCCGUAUCCAUGCCCAUCUCCCGCCGCUCCUCCCUUGCUCCCUCACAAAGCUAUUCCUUUUCGUCUUCGCCCGGGACGAGGGAAGAGGACGAAUGGCAUGAAGAUGAUCACACUACCCCCGGUCCCACCUCAUCGCAACCUCCCCUCUCUACAAGCGCGUUAGACGGAACCAUGUUUGGAGCCUAUACCAACAACGAUGACAGAAUGAGCUACCGCGAGCGAUCUCCCAGCAUGGCCGACUCCAUCAUCUCCCACAUGUCUUCCAUCGACUACAACGUCCGUGCCCACGACCCCUUUGCUGACGACUUCUCCUAUGUUCCCUGCUUCACCUUUGAUCAAGCCCGGACUGCCUUUCGCGAUACCGUGCUAGGUCUUGAAUACUUGCAUUACCAGGGCGUUGUUCACCGUGAUAUCAAGCCUGCCAAUCUGUUGUGGAGCAAGGACCACCGUGUCAAGAUUUCCGACUUUGGCGUUUCUUAUUUCGGCCGACCUAUCCGUGAGGGUGAGCCCGACGAUUUGGUGUCUGAAUCCGAGGCAAAGGACUUUGAUGAUGACCUGGAACUUUCAAAGACUGUCGGCACCCCGGCCUUUUUCGCCCCGGAGCUUUGCUACACAGACCCUGACCAGGCCCAGCCCAAGGUGUCUGAGCAGAUCGAUGUGUGGUCUCUCGGCGUGACUCUUUACUGCCUCAUCUAUGCGCGUAUCCCUUUCUUGGCAGAGGAUGAGUUUCAGAUGUUCCGCAAGAUUGCCACCGAGGACGUGUAUAUCCCUCGCAAGAGGUUAAAGCCCGUGGACCCCUCGACCUCACCCACCGUAACCUCUCUCUACAAACGCCAAAACAUUCAUCCGUACCGCGACGACAAUGACCUCGAAUACGAAGACGUGGAUAAUCUCCUGUAUGACUUGCUGCGCCAGAUGCUCAUCAAGAAUCCAGAAAAGCGAAUUCGCCUCAAGGAUAUCAAGAGACACCCCUGGGUGCUCCAAGGCCUUCCCAACCCGAGAUCAUGGGCAGACGAGACGGACCCGGCCAAGCCAUCGAGCGGCCGCAAGAUUCAGGUCGACGAGAGGGACCUGUCCUCUGCCGUCGUGCCACUCACCUUUCUUGAACGGGCCCGAUCUGUUGUCAAAAAGGCCGUGGGACGAGUCAUGCAUCCCUUGGUCGACCGUAGCGAAAGUCGAUCACGUCGAAGGGCUACUAGUAGUGUUGCCAGCUCCGGAGGUGAUAGCCUUCCAAAGCCCCCCGCUCUCCCCGUUGCUGUUCCAGCUACCAAUCCUUCCACUCCUUACCUCGACAGGCGCCGCAGCCUUCAUCCAGAAGACUACUUUCCCAGCUUGCCAGCCAGGGACGCCUUGUCGAGCAUAGAGCUACGCUCUUCAGAGUCUGGGGCCGCUAGUAGUCGCGUGGAGUCUGUCGUCUAUGACCCAAUGGCUACAGUCCUGCCGCCCCUGACCACGCUGACCACGCAGCCGGCCACUGUGACCCGGGGACGAUCUCACAGCGAGCUGGAUGAGGCGGCAACGUCCGAGUUUCGCCCUUCUGCCGGUGGCGUUCCCAUCCGUAAUGGGGGAACCAUACGUGCCAGAAACGUUGGGCAAUUCUUGCCCUUGACGCCUCAUACGGUACCGCCUACCCCUUCUUUUGAUAGAAAUCCUCCCUUCCGUCCAGAGUUACCAAGUGCGAGGUCAGAGCUCAGCGCUCUGACGGGGGAUUCAGUGCGCUCCCCUUCCGCGGACCGUGGUCUCUUCGCCAGCAGUGACAAACGAGCCACACCUCAAGUUGGUCUGAAUACUGCCGUGGCGCCGGGGAACAUUCCGGGCUUGCGAAGCACACGCUCAAUGCGCUCUGUUGAUCUGGGCAGAAACAGAUACGGAUACACGCAGCUGUCGUCUUCCCCCUUGUCUUCGUCUCCUCAGCCCAUACCCCCUUCCUCAUAUCAUCAUCACAGGCAUCUUCAGUCCGAUCCAAACUUUCACAGUCGGUACCAGGAGCGUCCUAUUACUGCCCACCGCGUGGACAACGGGACCGAUAUCAAGUCUCCCCUCACCCGGACCCCUGUCACAAUGAGCCCCGAACCGGCCUUUUCUGGCUCGUACGCGAGUGAAGACGGCUCCGCUGAAAUGGGCAGCCAAUGGUCUCGUAUUGCUCAUCAAGAUUGGCAAUCCGAGGCCCCGUCGCGAAGGGGAACCGUGGAAAUCGCAAAAACUGCGAGUACCGACUCCAUGGAUCAUCUCGGAACGCCCUUGACGAGCCCAAGCGAAACAGCUAGCCCCGUUGCCGCAUGUCCGCCUACCAACAGCGCAUCUCAGCGAAUGCUAGUCUUUCAGUCCGAUCCCUCGCUGCCGGCUCUCCUUAGCGGUGCCAGCUCUGUUUCGGCUGAUUUGGAGGGUGAGCUGCUGCUCAGACCGGGAACCGUAGACCCCCAGACCACUUUCUUACAGACCAAAGACUCGCUCACUCCCCCAGCCCUGGGAAAGGAGCCGGUCGGUGGCUUUCCCAUCGACCAAGUCUUUGCUCACCACUCGUCCAUGGAAGGUGUGCCGCUCCAAGUCAAGAUUGACCGCCCACCAACCUCGGACAGCCAUGCAUCCAGCCACCAGCAUCGCAAGCACGACGAGGAAGACAAUGACGAUGACAGUGAUGAUGGCCUUUUGUUAAUGGCCAAAGCUAAGAAGCGACCGCCAGUUACGACUAGGCACCGGCCCUUUGAGGCCAGGCGGCGAGACACAAACAUGAGCACUGCAAGUGACGAAACUGCCAGGAGAGUCAACAUUUCUCCAGAAGCAUGA
Molecule: messenger RNA, 4215 nt
Organism: Trichoderma aggressivum f. europaeum
Lineage: Eukaryota; Fungi; Ascomycota; Sordariomycetes; Hypocreales; Hypocreaceae
Exons: 4
Coding region: 1-4215 (1404 amino acids)
Biological process (GO): protein phosphorylation; intracellular signal transduction
Cellular component (GO): cytoplasm
Molecular function (GO): protein serine/threonine kinase activity; ATP binding
Source: RefSeq, a predicted model, not a curated record